Molecule: messenger RNA, 1367 nt
Organism: Xiphophorus hellerii (green swordtail)
Lineage: Eukaryota; Metazoa; Chordata; Actinopteri; Cyprinodontiformes; Poeciliidae
Exons: 3
Coding region: 400-1218 (272 amino acids)
Source: RefSeq, a predicted model, not a curated record
UGCUGCUUUUGAAAUGAAAUCAAUGAUACAUUAAUAAAUAUUUAACAAUGGAACUCGGCUAAAUGUAAUGCUUCAGCUGUUGACUGUUUCCUGUCUUUGUAUUGUUGAUACAGUCUUUUAAACCGGUUGGUUUCCAGUGAAACCAGGUGGAUGGUGGUUUCACAGCAUUUUUGCAGCUGAAGGAACAGAAAAAUGCUUCAUGUUCCAGUUUGACGAGAAGUUCUGACCCAACAGGAAGUAGUUGUUGUUGUUUUUUUAUUGCUUAUCGCAGCAGAUGGAAGAUCGUGCUGAUCAUCAGGUCGUGUUUCUUUGUGUAGAUCAUUUGUGUUUAGAGAAACUGAGAGGUUUUCCACCAUCUCUCGGCUCCCAGCAGGUUUAUAAAGACCAGGUGAUCAACUCAUGGCCAGCAGCUUCAGACAGGAGCCAAAGAUGCCGAAGUACAUCACCCACAUCGAUAUUUCUCUGAACGGUGAUGAGGAGCUUUGGUUUAGUAAUAAUGGCUACACCAAACUUCCUCUUGAUCUGAACAAAGAAGCAGGAGGAAACGACGUCUUUCUCUGGUACAAAACCGGUGACUACAGAGCCAUCACCAGGAUCCAGUUUUCCUUCAAUGAUUGGAUGAAAAAAGGUUAUACUGAGUGUGACGUCCCGAUCGUGGAGCUGGACCUGUCCACUAACGAAGCAGAUGAUACCAAAAAGGUCCAGCCUCAGUGGGAGAGGUCAGCCUGCGAUCUGAACCGGGGAGCUGGAGGAGAUUGGAUCCACCUGUGGAUGAAGCGACAGCAUCAAACCUACAUCUGCGACAUCCAGGCCAGUGAUGGCGACAUAUCCAACUACGAAUUGCUCCGUCAAGGUUACACCCGCAUAGAUGAAGACAUCAACAGAGAUUCGGGUGGGCCUGACGUCUUCAUCUACUACCAGCAAACCACUGAUGAGAAGAAGGCCAUCACAGAUCUGAAGAUCUCCACUGAUACGAAGGAGAGUCGUUUGGUGAAAGCCGGCUAUCAGAAAGUGAAAACAAACCUGAAUGAUGGAAACAGAGGAACCCCGCUGUACCUGUGGUACAAGAAAGAUGAAACCAACAUACCUCCCAUCACGUUCAUCACUGUGGUAAAUAUAAUGGCAAAGGAAGAGUAUGUCAAAGCCGGCUUCAAUGUCAUCGAUACGGAUCUCAACCUGAAGAAUUCAGGCCACAAAAUGUUUCUGUGUUUUAAGUAAAGUUUGAUCGUUUCUGAGCAUGCUCAGUGAGAGCCAAUAAUCACCCUGUACUGAUCACAUCUUCUAUCUGGAAUCUGUGAAAAGAGUUUUCUCUCAAACAUUUUCUCUGAAUCUGAUCACUGAUCAAUAAAGUUGAGCAUCUGAUCAUA